Messenger RNA from Diplodia corticola, 9570 nucleotides. RefSeq names its product vacuolar protein sorting-associated protein vps13. The record is from RefSeq and is a predicted model, not a curated record. The coding region runs from base 1 to 9570 and encodes 3189 amino acids. NCBI's taxonomy places the organism in Eukaryota, Fungi, Ascomycota, Dothideomycetes, Botryosphaeriales, Botryosphaeriaceae. Gene Ontology annotation, biological process: protein targeting to vacuole; late endosome to vacuole transport; mitochondrion organization. The transcript has 2 exons. Gene Ontology annotation, cellular component: extrinsic component of membrane.
AUGCUUGAGGGUCUCGUCGCCAACCUGCUCAACCGCUUCCUGGGCAUGUAUGUCCAGAACUUCGAUCCGAAACAAUUGAACGUCGGCAUCUGGUCUGGAGACGUCAAGCUCCGCGAUCUCGAACUUCGCCGCGAAGCCCUCGAUCAGCUCCACCUCCCACUCAACGUCGUCCAGGGCCAUCUCGGCUCGCUCACACUUUCUAUACCAUGGUCGAACCUCAGAGGCAAGCCGGUGCGGGUGAGCAUCGAAGAUGUGUUCCUGCUGGCUGCGCCGAGGGAGGAUGCGGACUACGACGCAGACGAGCAGGACCGGCGCGAUCACGCGGUGAAGAUGGAGAAGCUGGACAGCGCAGAGAUGCUCAAGGAAAGGAACACCGAUGGCAUGUCUCAGGAGGAGCAGCAAAAGAACCAGAGUUUCACUGCGAGCUUGGUCACUGCCAUCGUGGACAACGUCCAGGUGAGCGUGAAGAAUGUGCACAUUCGCUACGAGGAUUCUCUGUCCGAUCCCGGCCACCCGUUCGCGCUCGGCAUCACCCUCGACGAGCUCAGCGCCGUUAGCACCGAUGAGAACUGGAAGCCCACCUUCAUCCAGAGCGCUUCCACCUCGGCUCACAAGCUCGCCACGCUCGGCUCUUUGGCGGUAUACUGGGACACGGAUGCGAAGCUGCUAUGUUCGGGCACGGGCGCGACACAGCCAUUGGACCAUGCCGACUUUGUGGAGAAGCUCCGCAGCAUGAUCGUCAAGGGCGACAGCUCUACGAUUGCUGAGCAUCAGUUCAUCCUCAAGCCUGUCAGCGGCAGGGCAGGCCUUGAGAUGGACAAGACCGGCAAGACCGACCGACCCAAGAUCAAGGCCCGUCUUCUCUUCGACGAACUCGGAUUCGUCAUCGAUGAGGACCAGUACCGCGACGGCUUGAUGCUGGUGGACCUCUUCCACUACUUCAUCAGACACCAAGAAUACAAGAGGCUGCAACCCAAGAGCCGGCCAAAGGAAGAUCCUCGGGCGUGGCUUGAGUUUGCUGGAAAGGCAGUGCUGGACAAGAUCCACGAAAGGAACCGUAAAUGGUCCUGGGAUUACUUCCGAGAAAGGCGCGAUGACCGGAAACGGUACAUCGAGCUUUUCAAGAAGAGGAAGAGAGAAGAGCAGCUCGCGCAGGAUGAAACAAAGGAAAUCGACCAGCUGGAGCGCAAGUUAUCCUACGACGACUUGCGCUUCUGGCGUUCACUUGCCCGCAACCAGUUGCGCAAGGAGAACGUUGGCGUGAAGAAGCAGCCCCAGAAGCAGUCAUGGUCGUCAUGGAUUUGGGGAGGCGCUGAGCAGGAUUCUUCCGACGACAGUGAGAUGUCAGAGAAGCAGCGAAAGGAGCUGUAUGAUGCCAUCGAUUGGGACGAGAAGAAGCAAAUCACCGAAGCUGUUGAUAUGCCGCGGGAGUACGUGAAGAUGCAGGUGGAGAUGAGUCUUCGGACUGGUAGCUUCACGCUCAAGCGAGACCCCCAUGGCAAGGCUACGGAGAUUCUUCGUCUGCUGUUCGAUUCUUUCAGCACCAAGGUCCUACAGAGAACCGAUUCCAUGCUUGCAGAACUCAGUCUUGAUGGCAUGCGGUUGUACGACGGCACCACGGAAGGCAGUUUGUUCCCUCAGAUUGUCACCGUCAAAGAUGCUCCUCCCGUGCCAGAUGAGAAGCGCAUCACAGAACUCAACGACGACGAAACCUCAAAAGAAGAUGCCGACGAGGAGGUUGCCGAUCCUUUCUUCCAGUUAUCCUUCGAGAACAAGCCGCUGGACGGCAGCGCAGACACUGCUCUGACCGUGAAGCUGAAGGGUAUGGAAGUCAUCUAUAACCCCAGAUUCGUAGUCGAGGUGGUCAAGUUUUUCAAGCCGCCGGAGAGCCGCAUGGAGUCGAUUGGAGCGCUCAUGGAGACUGCUGGUGCCACCGUCGAGGGCCUUCGACAGCAGACUCGUGCUGGUCUGGAGUUCGCUCUUGAGGAGCACAAGACCAUCAACGCUCAGCUUGACUUGCAGGCCCCUCUCAUCAUUGUUCCCGACUCCGUUACCAAGGAAAGCAGCAUUUGUCUUAUUCUGGAUGCUGGUCAUGCCAAGGUCAGCAGUGAGCUCAUCGACAAGGACACGCUGAAGGACAUUCAAUCAAAACAAAAGGGCCAGUUCUCUGAGGACGACCUCAAGCGCCUUCAGGGUCUGAUGUACGACAAGUUCCUGUUGAAGCUCGACUCCACCCAAGUUUUGAUCGGCCCCUCGAUAGAGGAGACAAAGGCGCAACUGGUAGAGAAUGAUGGCUCGAAGAACCUCCACCUUGUUGAGCGUAUCAACGUCGACUUCACUAUCGAAACCUGUAUCGUUCCCAAAGCCUCUGAUCUGACCAAGUUCCGCAUCUCGGGUAAUCUCCCCGUUCUGCACGCUUCAAUCUCAGACGCCAAGUACAAGAACCUCAUGAAGCUGAUCGAGGUUGCUAUACCAAAAUUCGAGGACCCACCUGCGCCUGAUAAGCAAGUGGCGCAAGGCGCCACUGGACCUUCGAACCUAAAGCCCACCGACAAUGCCAAUAAUGACCAGCUCACGAGGACGAGAUCUAAAUCAUUCCAGUUCGCUGCGCAACAACGCGAGCUUGUCGUGUCAGACGCGGGUAGCGAGUUUGACGAUGCCGAGUUCGAGGAUGCAACUGACGGCCACAAAUCCGAUGUGCCUGUUCAUCAGCGGAAUUUUGAAUUCAAGUUCACUGUGGACAAGUUGCAAGGAUCCUUGUACCAAUCCGACCCGGAAGGCAAGAAGCCAGAUCAGCUUUUGGUCGAACUCGUUGCAGAGCAUUUCUACCUCGAGUUCUUCCAAAGGCCGUUCGACAUAGCGGCUGAGGUCCGCCUGAAGAGCAUGGCGGUCGUGGACCAUGUUGAUCCAAACCCGCUACCAGAAUUCAGGAAUCUGAUCUCGUCGGAUGACGCUGGAGAUAGGGAUCUCUUCCAACUCAAGUUCGUCAAGGUCAACAAGGAUUCGCCCGAGUUCAUGCCCAAGUACGAAGGCAUUGCGACAAAUCUGGACGUCCAUGUCUCCACCAUCAACUUGAUAGUAACGCGGGCGACGCUAUUGACGUUGUUGGAUUUCGUGCUGAACACCUUCACCAGCCCUGGACCAUCUGAAGAUAAAGAUAAGAAGAAGAUUGAGGACAGUCCUGAGGAUGACGAAGAAGUCGCAGUCGCAGCUGUGAAUCCCGACCCGGACAAGAUUCGCAUUAGAGCCAACCUCAAGGGAAUAUCGGUCAUUCUAAACAACGAUGGCAUGCGCCUUGCAACCUUGAACUUGAGCACUGCAGAUGUCGGUGUCUUCAUUAUGGGCAAGGCUAUGCGCGUCGGUGGCAAGUUGGGUAGUCUCUCUUUGACUGACGACGUCAAUCAAGGCGUCUCCAAGGAAUCUUCCUUGCGUCAGCUUGUCACCAUUGAAGGUGACGAGUUACUGGACUUUGCCUACGAGACCUUUGAUGCGGACUCGAAGGCGUACCCUGGCUAUGAUACUUCCAUCUACUUGCGCUCGGGCUCCAUCAAGGUCAACUUUGUCACGGAGCCGUUCCGGAAGAUUAUGGAGUUCGGAGUCAAGUUCGGCAAGAUGCAGGCCAUCUUCAAUGCUGCUCGUCAAGCCGCUGCAGAGCAGGCUAGUCAGGUGCAAGAGCGUGCCAACAAGAUGCACUUCGACAUCCUAAUCCGUACGCCAAUCGUCGUCUUCCCCCGCAUGGUCGCCCCCGAAGGCCAGGCUGAGCGUGACAGGCUUACGGCACACCUGGGAGAAAUCUACGCGAACAACAAGUUUGUGCCUCUUGACGACUCUAAGAACGCAGACACCGCCAACAAACUGUCUGCCGGUCUCCGGAACAUUCGCCUGACCUCAGUCUUCCACUACGAAGAAGAGAAGUCGGAGGAGCUGGAGUUAAUCGACAAGGUUGACCUGGGUUUCGACAUCACCUAUGUGGAGCACAAGCCUGAAUACAAACGCCCAGACCUCGAGAUCGAAGGCUCCAUGUCUAACAUCAACCUCAAACUGACACAGGAGCAAAUGAGGUUCAUGCUCGAGCUUUCCAGGUCCAUUCCAGCUGCUUUUGCCACAGACCCUGAAGCAGCUAUGAAUGAGGAUGUUGAGAGACAGGUGCCCGACUCGACGCUCAAACGCGCCAACACCAUGAAGAGCAUCGAGCAGGAGCCAUCUAAUGACAAGCAGAUUGCCACCAGCCAGGGCCCAGAACUGGGCUCUCAGGAGGAGGCUUGGACGAAGCUCGACCUUGUUUUCAAGGUUGGCGCCAUUGCUCUUGAGCUGAUCAAUGCGAAGGAGACGGAGCCUGUCGGGGACCUCGAGGCAGCAAGUCUGUCCAAAUUCGCAUUGAACGAGACCAGCGUGAAGAUGCGCAUGCUCAGCGACGGCUCGCUAGAAUCGGAGCUUCUCAUUCAGUCCUUCAUGAUCCGAGAUACCCGAACUCAGGAGACGAACAAGUUCCGCAAGGUCAUGUCCCUGAUCAACAACGAUGUCAAGCAACAGUUCAUGGCCAGCGUCUCCAUUUCUGGAGGCAAGGACCGCCACAUGAUCGUUCUCCUGACUGUCGACAGCCCUCGCGUCAUCCUCGCUUUGGAUUACCUCUUCGCCAUCCAAGCUUUUGUCAACGCCGGUCUUUCUGUUGAUGAGCCACUGGAGAUCGAGAGCGAAGAAGAUGAUACCGCUACUGAGGACAUCGAUCAUUCGACCAGCGACCUCUCCAGUGCCUUUACCAAGACGGGUGCUCAGACAUCAGAAGCCAAGAAGCCUGAGGAGGAAUCGACAAUGGAGAUGUCGUUCCGCAUCAACGUUGUCGAGGCCCAGGCCGUCCUUAUUGCGAACCCCGCGAUGACCAACUCCGAGGCCAUCGUGCUUGGCACAAAGCAAGUGCUCAUCUCUAAGCAACACGCCACUACAUUGCAGGUUGACAGAGUUGGAAUGUUCCUCUGCCGCAUGGACCAGUGGGAAACCACAAAGCUCCGUAUCCUAGACGACUUCAGCAUUCAGACUUCCCUCGAUAUGCGUUCGCAAGGCCCACAGUCAUCUAUGACAAGCAUCCAAGUCGACAUUGACCCGCUGGUGCUGCGUGUUUCGCUGCGCGAUAUCAUGUUGGCCAUGCAAAUCUUCAACAAGGCCUCGGCUAUGAACAGUAAUGGAGAUGCAACUCUGCAAGGCCAGGAACCCAAGAAGAUUAAGGACGCCAAGACCAGUACCAAGAGCGCCCAUGCCAAGUCCGCCGUCGGCGCGUCCACCAAGAACAAGCAGACUGCGAAGACGGUUUCAACUCACCGUUCGACGGCAGGAAAGGAGCUGGCCAAGGUACAAGAUUCGACGGCAGUCAAGAAGGAGGAGAUGAGGGUUUCAAUGCGGGGCAUUCGUGUCGUCAUCAUCGGCGAUAAGCAUGAGUUGCCUAUGCUGGACUGGAGCGUGAAGAAGUUCGACGUCGAAGUUCGGGACUGGUCUGGCGCUAUGGUCGCUGACACCAGCAUCGACAUGUUCUUCAACAUCUACAACUUCUCCAAGUCUGCAUGGGAACCACUCAUUGAGCCCUGGCAGCUCGGCUUCCAUAUGGCCAAAGAGCAAAACCCCGACAAGCUAGCGGUUGAGCUCUACUCGCGGAAGUCGUUGGAUCUGACGGUCACUGCUGCCACAAUCGCAUUGGCCUCAAAGUCGGCGGACUUCCUGUCGAGUGAUGAAGACGUGCUCUCGAAGCCGCGCGGCACUGACGCCCCGUACCGCAUUCGCAAUUACACAGGCUUUGACAUGAACGUCUGGGCUGUCCACGAAAACACCGAUGAUGGCUCUGCUGCCAAACUGGCCGAUGGCCAGGAAGCACCAUGGAGGUUUGAGGACCCGACGACCACCAGAGAAACUCUCGCACCAGAGGGUGCAACGGGUAUUGUCGGCAUCAAGCUGGAAGGCAGCGGCUUUGAUAGUAUCAACCGCAUUCCGGUCACCCGGGAGGGCGAGUACAUCUACAACCUUCAGCCUCGCAAGGAUCGUAUCCUCCACCGCAUUUGUGUUGAGGUCUCGCUUGGCCAGGAUAACGUCAAGUACAUCACCUUCCGUUCCCCUCUCGUCGUUGAGAACAACACUCAGAUUCCCGUCGAGAUUGGUGUCUUCAGCCCCGAAGAUGGAAACCUGCUCAAGAUCGAGAAGGUUGCUCCUGGAGAUGCCAGGCCUGCUCCCGUAGGCGCUGCUUUCAUGCAUUCGCUGAUCAUUCGCCCUGAUCAAGGCUUUGGCUAUACCUGGUCUAACGAGAGAUUGUUCUGGAAGGACCUUCUAAAACGGCCCACGAGGAUCAUCUCGUGCAAAGGCGAGAGCGACAACGACUCUCCGGCUUUCUAUUUCCAACUGCACGCAGCCUACGAUAAGAAGGACCCGCUCACACAAGUGUACCCGUGCAUGCGCCUCAAGCUGCAUGCGCCCGUUGAAGUCGUGAACCUUCUGCCGUAUGACUUCAAGUACAGGAUCUACGAUGACAACACGAAGAAGGAUUGGACCAAUUUCUUGCGCAAGGGAGGCGUCAGCCCCGUGCACGUCGUUGAACUUUCCCACCUGCUGCUCAUGAGCGUUGAUAUGCAAGACACGCCGUUCAAGCCCAGCAAGUUCUCUGUCAUCAACUCAUCUGACAAGGAGAACUUCCGGCGUGAGAAGACGGUGGAAGUCAAGGACAACCAGGAUCUGACAUUACGUCUGAAGCUCCACUACUACAACAUUCCGGACAGUGGAGGCGCUUUCAAGGUCGCGGUGUACAGCCCUUACGUUUUGCUCAACAGGACUGGCCUUGAGCUCGACGUGCGCAGCAAGGCAUUCCUGGGUCAAGCGAAGGCUGCUGCAGGCGCCAGCGUGUUUGCAAACACGCAGGGCGAUUCAACUAGGGCCCAGCCGUUCAUGUUCUCCUUCCCUACCGACGACCACAAGAACCGUGCGCUCAUCAAGGUCGGCGACACGAAUUGGAGCAAGCCUCAGAGUUUCGACGCAAUUGGUAGCACGUACGAUGUCGCGCUUCCGAGUGUCCAAGGAAGAUCAGAGAUGCACGUGGGCGUCACUGUUGAAGAGGGAGAGGGCAAGUACAACCUGAGCAAGGUCGUGACCAUUGCUCCGCGGUACAUCAUCAAGAACAAGAUGAGCGAGGACAUCAACAUCCGUGAGCCUGGCUCCUCAAACAUCUUGACCUUGAAGAACAGCGACCUUCUUCCCCUUCGUUAUCUGCGCUCUGGUGAGCGGCAACAGCUUUGCCUGUGCUUCCCUGGCGUCAACAACCAGUGGUCGGCGCCUUUCGACAUUGCAAAUGUUGGAAGUGUCCAUGUCAAGCUCGCCAAGGCUGGUCAACGCCAGAAGCUGAUCCGCGUUGAGAUUCUCAUGGAGGGCGCGACGAUUUUCUUGCACGUCAGUGUUGAGACCAAGCACUGGCCCUUCUCCAUGCGCAACGAGAGCGAUACGGAGUUCUUGUUCUGGCAGACUAAUCCCAACGUUGAUGAGGAUGAGGAAGACAACGGAUCCGGGUGGCGCCCUGUCCGGUACCGUCUCCCACCCAAGAGCAUCAUGCCGUACGCUUGGGACUACCCCGCCGCCAAGAACAAGGAGAUUGUGCUCAAGGCCAACAACAAGGAACGGCACAUCAAGCUCGCCGAGAUUGGCAAUCUGGUCCCGUUGAAGCUCCCGCCGCCCCAGAACACUAACCGCGGCAAGAUCAUCGACCUCAGUGUCGUAGCUGAUGGGCCGACGCAGACGCUUGUCAUUUCUAAUUGGAAGCCCUCGAAGAGUUUGUACAAGCAGAAGUCAGCCACAGCGUCCAGGUCUACCACGGAUGGCUUCGAGGUCAAGGACAUGGACAUGGACGUUACGUUCAAGGCUAAGCUGCGUAUUGCUGGCAUCGGCGUCUCUCUCGUCAACAGACAGCUUCGCGAGCUUGUCUACAUCACGCUGCGUGACAUCGAGCUCAACUAUGGCGACUCGGCGUUGUACCAGCAGUUCUCGAGCACCAUCAAAUGGAUCCAGAUCGACAACCAGCUCUACGGUGGUAUAUUCCCCAUCCUAUUCUACCCCAGUGUCGUUCCCAAGACGGGCAAGGAGAUGGAGGCGCACCCGAUUCUCCAGGCCUCCAUCACGAGGGUCAAGGAUGAUUCGUACGGCGUGCUUUACAUCAAGUACUUCUCUUUCCUGUUGCAGCAGAUGACGCUCGAGAUCGACGAGGACUUCAUCUUCGCGCUGCUUGAUUUCGCCAAGAUUCCUGGUGCGUCGUGGUCCGAGGUCAAGGAGGGUAAGCUCUGCGAGGAGGAGCUCGAUAUCCCGGAGCCGAAGCAGGAACAGGGUGGCCAGGAUGUCUACUUUGAGCUUCUACACCUGCAGCCGAUGCAGUUCGAUCUGUCCUUCGUCCGCACCGAGCGUAUCAACGCCGAAGACACGAUGACGUCCUCGAACCCCUUCAUGUUCGCCGUCAAUGUCCUCACCAUGUCUAUCGGUAAUGUCAACGAUGCUCCUCUGCGGUACAAUGCUCUCAUCCUAGAGAACGCCCGUGUGUCCGUCGCAGCUCUCGUCAACAGCAUCAAGAACCACUAUGUCCAAGAGAGUUUGCGGCAGGUCCAUCUCAUCCUUGGUUCCGCCGACUUCCUCGGCAAUCCUGUCGGCUUGUUCCAGAACGUAUCUUCUGGUGUCACGGAUAUCUUCUACGAGCCUUACAAGGGUCUCGUCAUGACGGACAGGCCUCAAGAUCUUGGAAUCGGCAUCGCCAAGGGUGCAUCUAGCUUUGUCAAGAAAUCAGUCUUCGGUUUCUCCGACAGUAUGGCGAAGUUCACCGGCAGCUUGUCAAAGGGUCUUGCCGUUGCCACUAUGGACCAGGAGUUCCAGAACUCCCGUCGCAUGAAGCGUUCGAGGAACAGACCGAAGCACGCUCUGUACGGUAUCACCUCCGGCGGCAACGCAUUCGCAGAGAGUCUGGCCAGCGGCAUCGGCGGCCUCGCCCGCCACCCACUUCAGGGUGCGGAAAAGGAAGGUGCACUUGGCCUUGUCAAGGGCAUUGGCAAGGGCUUGCUAGGUGUUCCGACCAAGGCUGCCAUCGGCGCCUUCGAUCUCGCGUCCAACAUGGCCGAAGGCGUACGCAACACGACCACUGUCUUCGACCAAGAAGGCCUCGACCGGGUCCGUCUCUCCCGGUUCAUCGGGCAGGACGGCAUCGUGCGGCCGUACAGCCAGCGCGAGGCGCUCGGCCAGUUCUGGCUCAAGACGCUGGACAACGGCCGCUACUUCAACGAGGACUACAUCGCGCACCUGGAGCUGCCCGGCAAGGACCUGCUGGUCAUGUUGACGUACAACGGCAUUAUGCUCGUGAAGACGCGCAAGCUGACGACGGAGUGGGACGUUCCGCUCAAGGACAUCCAGACCAUCAGCAAGGAGCGCACUGGCAUGAGCAUCACGCUCAAGGGCGGCACCAACGGACCAUUCAUCCCCGUCGCGGACGAGCAGAGUAGAAACUGGCUGUACAGACAGGUCGCGGUUGCGGUGAACGCGUACAACGACAAGUGGAAUGCGAAGGGUUAA